This is a messenger RNA of Salmo salar (Atlantic salmon), 3602 nucleotides long. RefSeq lists its product as uncharacterized. The record is from RefSeq and is a predicted model, not a curated record. Lineage: Eukaryota; Metazoa; Chordata; Actinopteri; Salmoniformes; Salmonidae.
CCAUACACAUCCACGCAGCCAAUCAGCCAAUGAGAUCUCGAGUGAGAUCGAGAUUACUGGAUUACCAUGUCCCAAAGGAGCUUGUGUAAGAGGAGAGUUCCACUGUGGACACACACUGGACCAGUCAGCACAUCCACAGCGAUCCCAGGAGCACCGGACCAAUGUGGCAGGGUGUGAGAGGGUGUGACAGCAGGACUAUGAUGGACACGGAGGACCAGUGGACACAGGCCUUGGCUAGCAACAACGUGAGGGCCAUCCUCCGCUGGAUAUGCAGCCUUUCAACUGAAGUGGGAAAUGCUGAUGUGGAGGACAGCCUUGCUACCUUCAGCAGCUGGGUCCAGAGGACGGCUGAAGUUUCAAAGAAAGAGUUACUCACACUUUGCUUCAGCCGUUGCCAGGGCCUGUGGAUGUUCCUGGACCACAGCUGCUUCACCAGGGUGCACCUGCUGCUGCAGCGGCUGAGGAACCUGCUUACCCUGGCCCAGUGGGGGAGGAGGCAGAGCGGCCUGACACACUUCUGGCAUGGUUUGGAGAUCCCGUGUGUGGUCUGCAGGGCCGGGUGUGGAUCCUCAGCUGUGAGGCACGACUACUGGAAUCGGGAACACAGAGCUCUGAAGCAACACAUCUGGCUGGGUCGGCUUGUACAGUGGUGGGGCAUCACCGGACUCCUGCCCAAGUACCCUGAGGCUCAAGAAAUGAAGCGGAUCUCUCAGAUGUGGAGAGAGAUGGAUCAGAACCACCGCAGGGCUUCCCUCCACACUCUCGGAUGGGAGGAGGAGGGAAGGGAAAGGUGGAAUUCACUGAUCCAGGGUAUGGUGGCUCAGAUGGACAAACAACAUGGGCCCAUAUGGACCUCUGAGGACUGCACAGACCAGGGCUAUCCGCCCCCUAACCUGCAGGCUCUGCUGAAGCUGGUGCUGGUGCCUCGCAUCAACAACAUGUCUGUUCAGGCCAUUCUCAUGUACUUCAUCCUGGACAUGGCACAUUUCCUGCAGUGCAAAGAUGACCUCCUGCAGUCCUUUUGCCACGCCUUCAUCAUCCCUCCCAGCUUCUCCCAGCAGAUCCGGGCCUUCUGGCUCCUCGACCAUGGACACUUAUCGGGCUCCAUGGAGCUGCUGCUGAGCCCCAGGUCUGAACCACCCUGGUUCUCCUGGCAGCACCGCUGCAUCAUCCACAGCCUGCUGAGGAGAAAGCAGCUCCGCUUGGCGCUGAAGUACAUCUACUGGACCAGACUAGCCACAGACACCCCCCAUGACCUUAAGCUCUGUGUGGACGUACUCCUACAGAACAGCCAUGUCUCAGACGCCUGGGCCCUCCUGAAGAAAGGUCACACAGGAAGUAAUGACAUGGUCAGGUACUUCCUUCAUGGAUGUGAGAGGCUUGGCCUAUGUGUGGCGGCUUCCGACUGCAUGGAAGCAAUAUGGAAGGAUCUGGGCCAUUGUACUACUCAGUCGGAAGAGGCUGGGGGUCAGUGUGGAGUAGAGGGGCUUCCUCAGCAUAGGAGGACCACAGGGAUCUCUAUGGCAGUGAAAGAGCCAGGGGGUCCCAUUCAUCCGUUAUCUGCCCUGCUGUAUCAGUCUCAGAACAUCAACACUCUCUCUUCAGAGGAUUUCAUCAGACUCCUCAGGGAAUCUAUGGUUGAACUGAGACAACACCAGCCAACAGCGAGUGAGGAGGUGACAUGGCCAGGGGAGCACCAAGAGAGGAGAGGGAGCUGUCGGAACCUGAGUCUGACCAUCCAGGCCCUUAGGCACCACCUCCCUAGACCCUCCCCAGCGGGUAUGAUGACUGACAGGCUGGGAGAGCAGGGAGACACAGAGCCACCUGAUCAUGACCUGCCUCUUAUAGCUGCGGAGAAACCCUGGACCCCGGCACACCUCUCCUCUCAAUCCCUGUCCAAGGAGAGCUCUGAAUCUAUAUUCUCUUUCACAUCUUCCCCCUCACUUCCCUGCCUGAGACCAGGCAUCCCAUAUGUGAUUGGGAGCACAGCAAUGCUGCAGCGGAUCUCAUCCCUGCUCAGUGAUAGAGGACGGUGCCAGAACAGUCAGGGCGACAGCCCUUCCCCCCCAGAAGACAUACUCCUCCCAGACUACCCUGACCGGACUCUGACACUAGAGGGCGCCACAGACCCUGUCUCCUUCAACAGCCUCAGUAAAGACAGCAUGGAGGUGGAGGAGCUGGCGUUCUCCACUGAGUGGGGAGUGGAGGACAUCAUGACCUAUGAUAUACAAGGAGACGACGUCUUCAAUGUGGGAGAGGAGGCAGUUCCUCCUGUAGAUGUAACGUUAGACAGAAGGCAUAGUCUGAGCAGACUGAACCUCCAUCCUCAGUUCUACAGUAAUGAGGACAACCAAUCAGUGCCCUCUGUAUCUGAGAUCCAAGUGGAGAGUCACAACUUCCUGACACCUGACUAUGAGAAAAUGGACUACUACAAGGAGGUUACUGACAAAAUCAUGCAUGCACCAAGUGUGAGUGACGUGUGGAGCAUCAUGCCUGGAGGGGACAAAUCAGGGAGCAUCCUCCCCCAUACCUCCACCUUCUCUGGGGCUGUUGCUGCCUCAUCUCACUGCUUCCUGGAGCUGGAGCCCUUACAGAGGGCAUUCGACCCUCCACCGCUUGAGGAUUCAGUGGAAUGUUUCCGCCGGGACUCCCAGGAUGCAGUGGACCAACCGGAGAUCCUGACCUCCUGUGCCCUCACUGAGACCACCCAGGACCUUGUCUCUGAGCUCCACCAGACCUUCUGCUUCCUGGAGGAGCUGGGAGACACAGGGCCCAGUGGCCCAGAGACAGAGGGAGGCGCCACCCUGGAGGGGGAGCAAGACAGUGGGGCUUCCGGGAGGUACAUCAGGCCCUUCUCUCUCCAGGACUCCUCUCUGCUCAUCCCCCUGCGGAGGUCCGUACGCUCCAGUCAGCUACAGGUUCCUGGAGUGUCUCUGUCCCCUAGGACUAGCCCCAGCCGCUCCCCCCAGCUCAGCCCCUCCUCAGCCCUAGAGACAUCCAGGGACAGGUUACCUGGAGGGGGGAAGGCCUCGCACAAAGAGGACGCAUCAUGCUUCAGAAGCACCCCAGAGGAUAGGCUAGGCCACUGUAAGCUGGGCAGCUGGUGGAAACAAGCCCUGGAGACCCGGAGGGCAUCCACUGGCCUACUCCCUGCCAUAGAGCAGGUGUCCACCAUCUCCCGAGAAAAGAGGGCCUCUCUCGUCCCAGGGCAAACCUACUCCCACAGUACGGUCAACUUCCAGGAGUCUCCGGCCAAGCAGAGAGGAGACAAGUGGGAGGUCAAACAGGCGGAGAAAGAGGAGCUGCUGGGACGGAGGGGCUCUGGGAAGCUGCCACACCAGCGAGUGGAGCAGGGCGUGGCGAGCCAUCGGGGAGCCAGAUUGAAGAAGGGCAAACGGGUGAAGAAGGCAUGAGGACAUCCCGUUACACAUCUAUACUGUCGUUCUGUAGAGUGACGAACAAUCAGUGUAUGUGUGUGAGAUCUAAAAUGACCAAAUCCUGUAUGGUAUUACUGUUGUGCUACACUUCAAACCACUGUAAAUCUAGUCAGGUGCAGACUGUUAUUAAAUGUUUUUUACUUGGCAGAUACAAAUAAAUAUUUC